AUGGUGCAAAAAUUUGGUUACUCUAGAGGUAUAUUGCCAGUUAAGUACCUAGGAGUUCCAUUAACCACCAAAAAGAUGUCCAUAGCCCAAUGGCAACCACUUAUUGAGAAGGUGGUGACAAGAAUUUCUUCAUGGACAGCAAAAAAACUCUCAUAUGCUGGAAGAAUGCAAUUAGUGCAAUCUGUCUUAUUUGGUAUUCAGGCUUAUUGGUCUCAACUGUUUCUGAUUCCUAGCAAGGUCUUGAAGACUAUUGAAGCAUACUGCAGAAUCUAUGUGUGGUCAGGAGUCAAUGUCAUUACAAGAAGAUCUCUGGUAGCAUGGGAUAAAUUGUGUACUCCCAAAAGUGCUGGGGGACUGAAUCUAAUCAAUCUAAAACUAUGGAAUAAAGCAGUAGCAGCAAAGAACUACUGGGAUCUAGCUAACAAGGGUGAUAAGAUGUGGAUCAAAUGGAUACAUGAAUACUAUAUAAAAGGUCAACAACUGUCUAAUAUGCCAAUACCAAAGCAGGCUUCCUGGGUAGUUAGAAAUAUGGUGGAGGCAAGAAGCUCAGUAGAAACAAUUCAUAUUCAGCUAAAGAAGAAUAAUAGUAUGAUCAGACAACUAUCUUUAGCUAUGAUGGGGCAAUUGCCAAGAGUGGAUAGGAAAUGUAUUCUGUGUAAAGUGCAUGAUGAGAACAUGAAGCAUAUCUUCAUUGAAUGUGAGUAUGCUAAGAGUGUUUGGACAAAGCUGCUAAAAUGGAUGCAGAGGCAACCAAUCUCGGCAACCUCAUGGGACCAACACUGGAAAUGGGCUGCAGAGAAUGCAACAGGGAAAUCAAGUAAGGCAGGAGUAUUCAGGAUGGUAUAUGCAGAAGCAAUUCAUGAGAUAUGGAACAAGAGAAAUCACAGAAUAUUUGAAAAGCAAAGCAGGAAAGCUGAAGAGUUAGCUAGGAACAUAGCAUGCAUAUGUAAUGUUAGAGCAACUAAUCAAAAUAGGCAGUUUAUACAAAAAAUUUUAUAUUGA
Molecule: messenger RNA, 1002 nt
Organism: Nicotiana attenuata
Lineage: Eukaryota; Viridiplantae; Streptophyta; Magnoliopsida; Solanales; Solanaceae
Exons: 2
Coding region: 1-1002 (333 amino acids)
Source: RefSeq, a predicted model, not a curated record